Messenger RNA from Calypte anna (Anna's hummingbird), 3577 nucleotides. It is a transcript of the gene MME, whose product is annotated as membrane metalloendopeptidase. The transcript has 23 exons. Gene Ontology annotation, molecular function: metalloendopeptidase activity. Gene Ontology annotation, biological process: protein processing; amyloid-beta clearance. The record is from RefSeq and is a predicted model, not a curated record. Gene Ontology annotation, cellular component: plasma membrane. The coding region runs from base 90 to 2342 and encodes 750 amino acids. NCBI's taxonomy places the organism in Eukaryota, Metazoa, Chordata, Aves, Apodiformes, Trochilidae.
ACCCCGCGCCGCCUCCGCCCGGCGCCGGCCGGGGAUGUGUGUGACGGCCCCGGGGCCGGACCCCUCCGAGCGGCAGCCGAGGCUGGGUUAUGGGCAAGUCAGAAAGCCAGAUGGAUAUAACUGAAAUGAAUACUCCAAAACCAAAGAAAAAACUGAGAUGGAGUGGCCUGGAAAUAGGACUGGCUGUUGUGGUGGUUCUGCUAGCUAUUGUAGCCAUCACCAUGAUCAUUCUGUAUGCAACAUAUGAUGAUGGAGUUUGCAAGACAUCAGACUGUAUAAAAUCAGCAGCCCGAAUCCUUGAGAACAUGGACAGGAGUGCAGAGCCCUGCAGGGAUUUUUACCAGUAUGCCUGUGGGGGGUGGCUGAAGAGAAACGUGAUCCCUGAGACCAGCUCCCGGUACAGCAACUUCGACAUCUUGAGGGACGAGCUAGAGGUGGUGCUAAAAGAUGUCCUGGACACACCAAGCAAUAAUGAUAUAGCUGCAGUGCAGAAGGCAAAAACUCUGUACAGAUCCUGCAUAAAUGAAACUGCCAUUGACAGCAGAGGUGGAAAGCCUUUAAUUAGUUUGUUGCCAAACUUAUCUGACUGGCCUGUAGCAACAGUUAACUGGGAUUCCUCCUAUGGAGCUGCUUGGACAGCUGAGACAGCUAUUGCCCAGCUGAACUCCAGAUAUGGAAAAAAAGUCCUUAUUAAUUUUUUUGUCGGCACAGAUGAUAAAAAUUCCACAGCACAUAUCAUCCAUAUUGAUCAGCCUGGCCUUGGUCUGCCUUCUCGUGACUACUACGAGUGCACUGGUGCAUACAAAGAGGCAUGCACUGCCUAUGUUGAUUUCAUGAUUUCUGUAGCUAAACUAAUCCUGCAAGAAAGAAAUAUUCCUUUCAAUGAGAGUGUGGUUUCUGACCAAAUGAAAAUAAUUAUGGACCUGGAGAAGGAAAUUGCCAAUGCAACCACAAAAUCUGAGGACAGAAAUGAUCCCCUUCUGCUGUACAAUAAAAUGACCUUGGCCCAACUACAAAAGAACUUCUCACUGGAAAUUGAUCAUAAGGUAUUCAACUGGUCAAAAUUCAUCAAUGAUAUCAUGUCAACUGUGGAAAUUAACGUUGAGAACACUGAGCACGUCAUUGUUUAUGAUCCAGAAUACCUUAUCAAGCUCAAGUCUAUUCUUAAUAAAUACAAUCCCAGAGACCUUCAAAAUUACAUGAUGUGGAGAUUUGUCAUGGACCUUGUCAACAGCCUGAGCCGGAACUACAAGGACACAAGGAAUGCUUUUCGUAAGGCACUUUAUGGCACCACAUCAGAGGCCGCCGUCUGGCGCCGCUGCGCCAACUACGUCAACGGGAACCUGGAGAGCGCGGUGGGACGGCUCUACGUGCAGGAGGCCUUUGCUGGGGACAGCAAACAUGUGGUUGAGGAAAUGAUUGCAGACAUUCGUGAUGUUUUCAUAAAAACCUUAGAUGACCUUACUUGGAUGGAUGCAGAAACCAAAAAGAGAGCAGAACAAAAAGCAACAGCCAUCAGAGAGAGGAUUGGUUACCCAGAUGAGAUCGUGACUGAUGACAAUAAGCUGAACAGUGAGUACCAGGAGUUGAGCUUCAAAGAAGAAGAAUACUUUGAGAACAUUAUUCAAAAUCUAGUGUUUACCCAGAAGAAAAGAUUAAAAAAGCUUAGAGAAAAGGUGGACAAAGAGGAGUGGAUAAGUGGAGCUGCUGUUGUCAAUGCUUUCUAUUCAGCAAGCAGAAAUCAGAUAGUCUUCCCAGCUGGCAUUUUGCAGCCCCCUUUCUUCAGCGCGUCUCAGCCCAAGUCCCUGAAUUACGGUGGCAUAGGCAUGGUCAUUGGGCAUGAGAUCACACAUGGCUUCGAUGACAAUGGCAGAAAUUUUAAUGAGAAUGGAGACCUGGUCGACUGGUGGACUGAGGAAUCAGCACGGAAUUUCAAGGAGCUCUCCCAGUGCAUGGUGUACCAGUAUGGAAACUUCUCAUGGGACCUAGCAGGAGGGCAGCAUCUCAGUGGAAUCAACACACUAGGAGAGAACAUUGCUGAUAAUGGGGGUGUUAGGCAAGCAUAUAAGGCCUAUCAAAACUUUGUGAAAAAGCAUGGAAAAGAACAACUUCUUCCUGGUCUUGAAAUGAACCACCAACAGCUGUUUUUUCUGAACUUUGCACAGGUAUGGUGUGGAACAUACAGACCAGAGUAUGCUGUCAACUCCAUCAAAACUGACGUGCACAGCCCAGGCAAAUUCAGGGUCAUAGGAUCACUGCAAAACUCUCCAGAGUUUUCAGAAGCCUUUUCAUGCACCAAGACAAACUUCAUGGAUCCUGCUAAGAAGUGCCGAGUUUGGUGACAGAACUGGAAACCUUGCAUCUCCAGAAGCUUUCCAGGGAUUUCAACUAAUAUUGAAAAAGGGAGGAGGGAAGACAAUGGAGAGGAAUAUGCUAGAGUAGUCUCAGUAAUUCGUAGUGAAUGGGCAAAACAAAAAAAACCCAACCAAACCACACAUCAAAACACCAAAUGAAGGACUGAGAGCAAUGCAGCAAGGAGCUGCCAGAGCUGAGCAGCUGCUUCUGUCACCAAACCCUGUAGGACCUAAAUCACCUGUCAGUGUACAGGAAUGCUUCACCUCUACUUCAUCCUGGACCCCACUGGCUUUUUCUUUAACGUUUGAAAAUAGAACCCAUCUCCCACUGGUCAGUGAGUGCCUAUUUCUGAUCAAGCAGAAGACAAGGAGUAACAACACAGCUUUAGACAUUGUCACACGGUGACCAGACAAGGGUUUGUAUCUGUAGUGUCAGACUUUGUACCCUCUGCUCUUCCCAUAAACCUCUUCUGCCAAAUGUUUUCAUUUUUACUUGAAACCAUUUAUACAAGAGGAGUCCAAAGACCUGCUGUAAUUAACUUCUCACUAACUAUUCCAGUGUGUAUUAUCUGAAAUCACUACUUACAAGUUCAUUUACUGCUUUCCAGCCAAACUGAAAUUGUAGGUAAUUUAUUAAUUUUUAAACAUGUAAUCUGUAAGAUUGUGAUCAAAGAUCAUUUCACAGUUUUCUAAGCUUUUUCUUGCUGUCUUUAAAGUUGGUCUUUUUUUAAAGUUUCUAGUAAUGUAUAAAUCAUAGUUUUUAUAUUUAAAUCUGAGCUACACUUUUGACUUGAAGUAUUGUAAUAUAUUUUAUCAGUGGCUGCACAGAACUGGGAAAUUGGAGUAAAGCAUGGUAUCAGGCAGUAAGACAAAGUCUGCAAAACUGAGUUCUCUGCUGGAGUGAUUCCAACAUUCAAGUUUUCAGAUGACUUUCCUAAUGUUUAGGGUCUGAUCCUGCACAGAGUUUGUACAUCUGAUCAAUGUCAGUCCUCACAUCAGUAAAGCUGCACAACUGAUUGCAAGAAUGGAGCUUUAAAUAAGAAGGUAAAAGGCUUUAAAUCUGCAGUGAUAUGUAUUAAACAUCCUCAUGCAGAUUGCAAAGAAACUUACUGCUUUGUAUAUCAAAGCAAACACAUUUCCAAAAAUAAGUUCCAGAUACCUCAGAUGACUGCUACAAUAGGUGUAUUAAAAAACCUAUGUUCCUUUUAGCUUUCUAAGUUUGU